Messenger RNA from Puntigrus tetrazona (Sumatra barb), 6857 nucleotides. It is a transcript of the gene sh3gl3a, whose product is annotated as SH3-domain GRB2-like 3a. The coding region runs from base 2698 to 3858 and encodes 386 amino acids. Gene Ontology annotation, cellular component: glutamatergic synapse; presynapse; cytoplasm. The record is from RefSeq and is a predicted model, not a curated record. Gene Ontology annotation, molecular function: protein binding. Gene Ontology annotation, biological process: endocytosis; synaptic vesicle uncoating. Lineage: Eukaryota; Metazoa; Chordata; Actinopteri; Cypriniformes; Cyprinidae. The transcript has 11 exons.
UUUGUUCUGCGCCCUUUACUGUACAGAUGUGAAAUUACAUUUCCUUCAGCCCGAGGCUUAUUUCAUUUCGCUUUGUGAAAGUUGUGAAAUGUGUAAAGAUACAAAAAAAGUUUUUUUUCUCCUCCUCAGCCCAGAGGAGAAAAAAUAAAACACAAAAGUAAUACAAGACACUACUUCCCACAUAAAUCAACGAGCACUUUUAGCAAGUAACGCAAUGCUGCAAUGCAUUAUAUUUAGCCUGAAAGUAACUCUUUCCAACCCUGAAUAUGAUGUCCAAAUAAACCUGACGAAGUAUAAAGUGUGUUACCUAUGAAUGGAUAAGCUGUGAAAAACACGAAACACUCAAUAACUUAAAAGGAGCUGAAGAAUAUGGCAAUAAGAGACGCUUAUAGAGACAGACUACUAGAUCGGACUCUUUUACUAGAACAAUGUUAGUACUAGGCAGGACAUCUAGUGGUGAACAUAAGAAGCUACAGGUGGAAAGCCAUAAUAUCAAAACCUACUUUUUCAUUUUAAUCAGACAGUCAGGUACAGUACAGGCUAGAUAUAGAUAGAUCAGAGCCUGAGGGCCACUGGCUUGCUAUAAGAGCUUACCUUACCUUAUAUUUCCUUACCUUAUAUAGUUAUAUCCUGUCCACACAUUCAGAGCAGAAAUACAUUUAAUUAAUUCAUUUGACUCGGCUCUCUUUUCUUUCUAUCGCUGUAAGACGACAGGAGGACAUACUUUUUCCCAGAGGAACCGAUCCCUCUCGCAUUUCCCCGUCUCUCCAAUUACUGAGUUUAUUUUUAUUUCUCCAUCUGUACUGCUCACGCUCAAACACAGAGAGAGAGGGGUCACCUCGACAGGUCACUCGACCAAUCCAGUCGGCUGUGCGCGUGUUGACGAGAAGACGCUUCACGGACAUUUUUGAAACACAACAUACCUCUGGAUUCUCACCUGCUUCUCUCUCUCUGAAGUAACCUUUUUCUCUGACAGUUUAUAAGUCUCCGCUACUAACUUGUCUUUUCUUUUUUCACGCAUAAAACUUUCAGCGUCCAUCUCCAUCCAAACGAUCUGGUGGCGACUUUCAUAUUCAGUCUUUAUCUCCUCGUUUUCUUCUUUCUUGUCUCAGUUCCUCCACCUCUAUGAUUUCAGCACCAUCUCCACCUCUUGCUUUUCAGGACUUUCAUCUUCUAUUCCUCUUUCUUUGUCUGUUGUUCUCUUGUUUUCUGUGGUGGAGUUGCAUCUUCUGGAAUCGACUAUUUUAGUCGACUAGCAUUUCACAUUUUACAGCUGAACGGUCUGUUUUUGUCUUUCUGCUCCCUUGCCCUUCUCAUGGACGCUCCUGCUCUAUGCCAGCAGGGAAACCGAGGCGUUCAGAUGCCAAACGCGUCCAGUACUUUGGAGCCGGACGGCGGCAUCUUCUCCACCAGCAGUGGCUGUACGUUGGUGGAGGAACGUGGCAAAAUGCUGGGGUUCGCUGCUCCGUUUCCUCCGCUUGAAUCAUCGACGAUUCAUCAAGCAACGCAGCAUCAUUCAGGCUGUGCUGCAUUAGGACCAACCAAACGAAACGCGGUUGACAUUUCAGGAGGCAGCCACCUCGCGAAUACGUUUUUUGGUUUAAAUGCACAAGUUGCCGUUUUGAUAAAACGGUUAGGUUUAGGUUUCGCCCGUGGUUCCCGUCUCACCCCAAAAUGUGUUUUGCAUUUGCAGCGAUGUUAACGACAUAAAAAAAGCGCUCAUGACAAUUAAACAGAUUCCUUGAAGGUUCAAACAUUUCGUGCUUUUUGUAAAGCGUUUAAUGUGGCUUUCCAGGACUUUAAUGCAUCCUCGACGCAAUCCAUUCCUUUCAAACCAAGCAAAAACAUAGCCUCUCUGUGUACGAGAGUAUUCGAAUGGCAUCCGAAUGCAUUGGGUUGGUUUGCUCAGUACCAUCAUCUACAAAAAAAAAACCUUAAAAGAAUCAAAAUCAUCAAAACGACUCUGAUGCAGAACAAACUUGCAUCCAAGUUAUUUCAGCAAAGAAACGGUGACGAUGCGCGUUUUCCAGCCAGCAUGCAACAGCAGAAAUCCUCUGCAACCAAACAGUGAAGAUUAAUAAACGCGUCUAACUUAAAAAUGUAACGGAACUGGAUUAAUUUGAUUGAUUAAUUUCGGCUGGAUUUACACACAGAGCGCAUUGUGUCCUCUUUGAAGGGCCGCCAGGAGGCAGCGGAUGGCUGUUAAUGGCCUGCGGAUAUCGAGCAAACCAAAUCACAGUUUCACACACACACACACACACACACACACUCUUCUCAGCUCCUUUCAAUAUCGCAACUAUUCACACAGUGAACCGGACGCUGAAUCGGUGCCUUUAAAGAAGACUCGCCAUCUAACUCCCGGGGGGCUCGCAGCGGAGUCUUCCUCCUGUAUUCGCGACAAGCUUUUGAAGCGUCGUGUUUUUGUUCGUAAGGGGGUUCUCCGAGAUGCCGUGACGUGGGGCGGCUCUCCGCCAAUCGCGGUCCUCGGAUCAAACAUAACCGACCAGCGCUUGUCAGUGAGGGAAGAAGAAGAAGAAGAAAAAAAACCCACCGCGAAAUGCGGGUCCGUUUCCCAGCGGCGGCGACAUCAACCGAAAGCGUUUCGUAAAAAAAAAAAGAUUCGGAGGAGCGCGUCGCCUUUUCUCCCGCCCGAACGUUUCGCUUUCAUCUCCCUUGGCGUUCCGUCUCGUUUUAAGGAUGUCUGUGGCGGGGUUUAAGAAGCAGCUGCACAAAGCGAGUCAGUUACUGAGUGAGAAGAUAAGCGGUGCAGAAGGGACGAAGCUCGAUGAAGACUUUAUGGAAAUGGAGCGGAAAAUAGAAGUCACCAACAAGUCUGUUUUUGAACUUAUAACCAAAACCACAGAAUACCUUCAGCCAAACCCAGCGUCAAGAGCCAAACUGGGAAUGCUCAACACCGUGUCUAAGAUCAGAGGGCAGGUGAAGACGACGGGUUAUCCGCAGACCGAAGGGCUGCUGGGAGACUGCAUGCUACGAUACGGACGGGAGCUGGGGGAGGAGUCCACUUUCGGAGCUGCGCUGGUGGAUAUUGGUGAAGCCAUGAAGCAGAUGGCUGAUAUUAAAGAUGCCCUUGAUAUUAAUGUGAAACAGAACUUCGUUGACCCACUUCAGACUCUACAAGACAAAGACCUCAAAGAGAUUGUGCAUCAUCUUAAGAAACUGGAGGGUCGGCGAUUAGACUUUGACUACAAGAAGAAACGUCAAGGCAAGAUUCCCGAUGAGGAAAUCAAACAGGCUGUGGAGAAGUUUGAGGAAUCCAAAGAACUCGCUGAGAGGAGCAUGUACAACUUCCUGGAAAAUGAUGUGGAGCAGGUCAGUCAGUUAUCAGCUCUGAUUGAGGCAGCGCUGGAUUACCACCGACAGUCCUUAGAGAUCCUGAAGGAGCUCGACAGCAAACUACAGAACAGGAUAUCUACCGCAAGCGGUCGGCCCAAAAAAGAGUUCAAGCCAAAGUCGAUCGUGUCCAGUUUGGAGACCGUGGAAAACACGCAGCACAAUGGACUCAGCCACACCUCAUCGGUCAAAAGCACAGAUAUUCAAGUCAGCCGCACUGUAAAUGGAAAAAUUGAUGAGUUCACACACACAGCACCCAUGACUCUAUCGUGGCCCGAGAGCCCCAAUGGCGAUAGCAAACAGAUGGAGUCCCACUUGGACCAGCCUUGCUGUCGAUCGCUCUACGACUUCGAGCCGGAGAACGAGGGCGAGCUGGGCUUCAAAGAGGGCGACAUCAUCAUCCUCACCAAUCAGAUCGACGAGAACUGGUACGAAGGCAUGAUUAACGGCGAAUCGGGCUUCUUCCCCAUAAACUACGUGGAGGUCCUAGUGCCCCUGCCCCAAUGAGCCGAGCCAACAGCCACGGCAAACCAGACUGUCUGAACCGUCCGCUCACCCAACAUCUGCUGCAUUCUCACCAAUGAAAGCCUUGCGUUUGACCACAGACGAUUCUCAACCUUUUACAUUUCAGUAUUUAUUUAUCUUGUUACGUUUUCCAGGCCUCACGGUGCUGCAUCUAGAUUUUUGCACUGCGAGAAAUUAUAUUUAAUCAGUGUUUUUUCGCUUUGUUCUUCGGUAAAAGUAUCUAAACAUCUUAAAAACAACAUGCAUUUAUUUUUAAAAGAUCGAUCAGCAUAAUAUAUACAUAUAUGUAAGUCAAAUGAAAAAUAAAACGAAUAUAAAAGUUUGUUUUUUAUUAAGCAAAAUUUAUUUUAAAUCAAAUAGUCUGUCAGUAUAAAAUAUCAGUUUACCUUUUAAAUUUAUUUUGCCAUAAUUUUUAUUAUUAUUUUGUUUUAUUUCUAAACCAAUUUGCCAGUUAAAGAUAUAUGUCAAAAUUAUAAAUAAAAAUAAAGUAAAACAAAUAAUACAAUUAUUUGGAUUUAACAACGUUUAGAUAUUUUUACUGGAAAAAACGUCAAAAUACCGAUUUACGAUUUUUUACUUUUUUUUUCAGUGUAACUUUAUUUCCGCUUUAACGCAGCAUUUACCUUAUUCAUUUGAAAAUGUGAUGCAUCCAAUGGGUUGGAUUUGGACUUUUGCUGUCUAGGUAUAUUUUUAUGUUGCUCUGAUAUGGGGUUUACCUGCCUGCGGUGGUCUUAUGUGUUUUUUUGAAACACAAUUUUUCUAUAAACUGUGACUCUCUUGACUGCUACUCAUAUGAAUGUCCUCUUUCUCUCUCUGUGUCCGUCUCCGUUUACAGACUUACUGUGAUCUUAGGCAUCAUAGUAAGCAUCGCGGGUGUUUUUUAAUGGGUUUCGCUCUCUCUCUCGCGCCUUCAAGUGCUUUUUUUGAACGGUGGCCGUAUUGCACUAAAGCUUUAGAAUAACUCACCCAUUGAUGUGCACAUUUUAUUUUGUGUCGUGUUUUUUGGUUUUAGGACAUUGCACUUUCUACUGUAUCUCUUUCUGCCAUGCCGAGAAAUACAAAAUUUUAUCAGUCUUAUCUUAUGGAGUGCUAAAAAGUAUAUAAAUAAAUAUAUAUAAAUAUAUAUUGAUAUGGUUCACAACUUCGUACUGUAUGUAACGAGAAGUUUCUGCUCGCCUAUGUGGCUCGUUUGACCAAUGAUAUUUUAAAAUGUGACAUUCCCAGUCGAACUGUGCUGUCUUUUCGGCUUUCUAAUUCGGACCAAUUUAGUUUGAACUGACAAAAUUUGUGUCUGUGUUUGUCCCCCAAGAAUAUACUGUAUUUCAGUAUCGUUGAACAUUAUUUUUGUUACUCUGGACCGUAGGUUUCUUGUGCAUGAAAUUGAACUUUGAAUGACUGUGUGUGUGACAAAUGCUGCCGUUAGCCAUCACGGAUGUUUUCAGAUCGUUCCUUUUUUGACCUGGCAUUCCCUGUUGUAUUUUUUUUUUCUGGCCAAAUUAAGCAGUCAGAGAGCAAAAAAGGAAAAAGCCGUUUGACGCAAAUGAUGCCUACGUUUAACUACUAACAGCACCACACAGAGUUGCCAAAAAGUACUGUAUUUUUGCAUUUUUUGAAGAAAAUGACAGUAGUGAAAGAAAUCCCCUUUCAGCUGUUGCUUUAUACAGGCAGCCUUCCAAAACAAACGUAAAAUUAUUUUUAAAAUUAAUUAACAACAGGUCCAAACCAUGCAGUUCAAUUUAUAAAGUAGUCAAAAUAUUACUAAAAUAUUUUUCUGUAGAUUUAGCAGCAGAAACUGACAAGAAGUAAAAAGAUCAAGGGAUUUUGGAACGGAUUUCAGAUUUGUUUGGAUCUUAGAAUUUUAAAAAUCACUAUAGAGAUUAUUUAGAUAUUUUUAUUCAGCCAUAUUUUAGAAAGAUAUAACUAACAGUCCAUUUUUCAUUGUUUGGAAAAAUCGUCUUUUCCUAGACCCACGCCACUUGUUGAGCUAAACGUUCAUUUUUCAGACCACUCAAGCAGACUGUUUUAAAAGUACCAACGGUGUUUACAAUCCUCAGGAAGAUAGCAUAUUUACAUACAGCACCGUUCAAAAGUUUGGGGUCGUGUUUUUUAUUUAUUUAUUUAUGUAUUAUUUUAAAGGAAUGAAGAGCUUUUUUUCUGUAGAAACAUGUCAGCUUGACUAAAAGUGAAAGAAAAGACAAUUGCUACAAAAGACUUUUUAAGAUAAUUGUUCUUUUGUAAAGUAUCACGGAGCAGUACUGUUUUCAGUAUUACUAAAAAAUAAACGUUUCUUGAGCAGCAAAUCGGCAUAUUAGAAGGAUUUCUGAAGGAUUGUGUGACACUGAAGACUGGAGCAAUGAUGCUGAAAAAUCACAUAAAUUACAUUUUAAAAUAUAUAAGAAUUUGAAAAAAAGCAUUUAAACUGUAAUAUUUAAUAAUCUGAUAUACUAUGUAACGAUAUUUAAUAAUUUAACAUUCUAUAAAACGUACCGUUUUACUGUAUCUCUAACAAAAAAAAAGAGACCCCCAACUUUUGAAUGGUAUACUGUCUAAUUAUCUCUGCUCAAAAUACUGGGGUAUGAAUUUUUUAACAUAGAAAAAAUACACACGGCAGCUUUUAAUUUAAAAGUUAAGAGAUUAUAGGUGACGGUCUAGUAAAGUAAAUGAUCUGAUUCUCAGAAAUGGUAUGUAUGACAAGUAUUCCACAAGAAAUUGUUCAAAAGAAAAUGUGGCACCCCAACAAUCUCGAUCUCGGACUUUAGAUGUAGAAUAGCUUAUUUCUUCCAAACACUAUUACUAACUCCUGUACCGAUUUUAGUCGAAUGCUCAUCACUACAUCACUGAGUGAAAGGAAAGGCUGUGAAUUGUUUUCUUUUUGCUCUCUGGCAUAAUUUAUACACAAAGUGGUUUAUAGAUGUUGUAAAUGAAUAUAUUAUUACACACUGUAUAUUGCAUAAAUAAACAACGUGGAAAUAUUGAUUACA